Molecule: messenger RNA, 939 nt
Organism: Numida meleagris (helmeted guineafowl)
Lineage: Eukaryota; Metazoa; Chordata; Aves; Galliformes; Numididae
Gene: GJD3
Product: gap junction protein delta 3
Exons: 1
Coding region: 262-939 (225 amino acids)
Biological process (GO): cell communication
Cellular component (GO): connexin complex
Source: RefSeq, a predicted model, not a curated record
GGGGCCGGGGAGCGGGCGGUGUCGAACCGGAGCUUCCUCCGCAGGUACCGGGCGGGGGGGCACGGACGGGACGGGCGCUGCCCCGGAGCCGCGCGGGGGCCGCCGUCGGGGGACGUUUCUAGGGGCGAAUUUUUUAGGGACGCUUCCCGAGGCGGCGCUCGGCUCCCCGGACCGCGGGGCCGUUCGGGGCCGUUCGCUGACGGCUCUCGGGGCCCCCCCCCCCGGGCCCAGCGUCCCCCAGCGCCGCCCGGUCCCGCGGCGAUGGGCGAGUGGGGCUUCCUGAGCUCGCUGCUGGACGCGGUGCAGGAGCACUCGCCCAUGGUGGGCCGCUGCUGGCUGCUGCUGAUGCUGCUCUUCCGCGUGCUGGUGCUGGCCACGGUGGGCGGCGACGUCUUCGAGGACGAGCAGGAGGAGUUCGCGUGCAACACGCGGCAGCCGGGCUGCAAACCGGCGUGCUACGACGCGGCCUUCCCGCUCUCCCAUUACCGCUUCCUCGUCUUCCACGUGCUCGCGCUCUCGGCGCCCGCCGCGCUCUUCCUCGUCUUCGCCGCGCACCAAGCGGCCAAAGCGGAGCUGCCCGCGGAGCCCCGCGCCCGACGGCUGCGGCGAUUCUACGCGGGGAGCGUGGCGGUGCGGAGCGCGGCCGAGCUGGGCUUCCUGCUGGGGCAGCCGCUGCUCUACGGCUUCCGCGUGCCGCCGCUCUUCGUCUGCCGCCGCCGGCCGUGCCCGCACCGCGUCGACUGCUUCGUGUCCCGCCCCACCGAGAAGACCGUCCUCAUCCGCUUCUACUUCGCCGUGGGGCUGGCGUCCGCGCUGCUCAGCCUGGCCGAGCUCGGCCACCUCCUGCGCAAGAGCCGCGCUCCCCCCGAGCGGACCCCCGGCCCCGGGGGGGCGAUACCGCGGCCCCGGCCCCCAGCGCGGGCGGCCCUGGAUGUGUGA